AUGGCGGCGGGCAGGUUCAUGCAGGUCGGAGGGUUCGGGAAGGACUAUAUGGGUCGGCAGGAGGAGGAGCAGGUGCGGUUAUUGGCGAACGAGACUGGCGGUUUGCGGUCCACCAGCAAGGACAAGGGAAAGGAGAAGGAGUGCUUGCUGUUCCCCUGGCGGGAAGGGUGCGACAUUACCCCUGCGAAAGACCCACGAGAUCCGUUCGAGGGUCUCGAGUUCCAAGAAGAGGGCGGCCAUCUCUACUAUCCUGCCGUUCCCGCACCACGGAAACCUCGACGACCCGGCGAGCGACCACGACCACCCGAUUCGCAGCCCGUCGACCCCUCUCAGCAGCCUCAUCCCAUCCACUACCUCAUCCAGCAAGCGAAGGAGGACUGGAGUGCCAAGUUGCACCGCCAGUCCAAGACACUCGACGAAGCUGUCGUCGAGUACGAGCGGCGGUACAAGCGGCGACCGCCCAGAGGCUUCGACGAGUGGUUUGCGUUCGCCAAGAAGAACGACUUUGUCAUGGUGGACGAGUUCGACCUCGUCAUGCGGCAGGUCGAGCCGUUCCUCGCUCUUCAGCCGUCGCUACUGCGGGAGCGGCACGAGAAGCUGCAGUUUGAGGAAGACUUCUGGAUGCAGGACAAGGCGUAUACCAUUGAGUUGAAGAAGCCCAUCGAUGUGCGACACACUCGCCCCCAGAUGACGGUCUACGGCCCAAUGAAGACGACGAACGACCGGUCUGACCAGACGCUCAAGCUGCUCGAGAAUAUCGCUGAAUUCCUCCCCGAGAUGAACCUGACCAUUACCGGCCACGACACGCCUUGGGUGACGAUGAGCGGUGAGGCGCGCGUCAAGCAUGUCGAGGCAGCGAGAGCGGGCAAGUUUCUGACCGCAGAAGAAGCGAACGACUUCAUGGACAACUGGGCCUGGGACGGCUGGGCGCAGAUCUGUCCGCCCGAUUCGCUGCUUCGCCAAGUCCCGUCCGUCGACGAGCGUCUCCAGAAGCACCGAAUCUACACCGAGCCGAAGCGGCGCAGCUUCAUCUACGACCACGUCGAGGCUAUGGACCUCUGCUCGCACCCCGACUGGCAACUCAUCCAUGGCUUCACGGCUUGGCCCGGUCCGCGACCUGGCAUCCUCUACCCGCUCUUCGUCUCGACCACUACCUCGAUGCACUCCGACCUCCUCGUUCCGCCUAUCGACCAAUACGACCGCCCGAAGGGCAACGAUCCGGCGUGGGAGGAGAAGAAGUUCAACAAGGUCAUCUGGCGAGGGACGACGACGGGCGCGGAUCUCAACGUCGAGCAUCAUCGCCAAUGGAGUCAGAGGCCACGACUGUGCCGAUUCCCGUUCCAGUCCGGCUCCGUCAAGCUGCCUUUCGCUCCAGCUGACAAGCCUUCUCGCCCCGGCCCCGUCUCGACCCUCGUCUCGCGCGCCCAAGCUCUUGCACAAGAAUGGUUCGACUUUGCUUUCCUCGGCAGCGCGCGCCAAUGCGACGACCCGAAAGUCUGCGCCGAGUUCGAAAAGGACUUUCUCUGGUCCGACUGGGUUAGCGAGAGCGAGCAGAACGAGUACAAGUACAUGCUCGACGUCGAUGGGAACGGCUGGUCCGGACGCUUCCAUCGCCUCAUGAGCACCAACUCGCUCGUCCUCAAGUCCACCAUUUUCCCCGAGUGGUAUUCGGACAUGAUCCAGCCCUGGGUCCACUACGUCCCCAUCCAGAUCGACUUCAGCGACCUGUGGACGACGAUGGCCUUCUUCCUCGGCGACGAGUACGGCAAGGGCGCUCACGACGAGAUCGCCAAGGAAAUCGCUCUCGCAGGCAAGGACUGGACGGAGAAGCAUUGGCGCUGGGUCGACAUGGAGGUGUACACUUACAGGCUCAUGCUCGAGUACGCGCGCAUCAUGAACCGAGACGAGGACGACCCGACGUCUUGGGACUUGUAG
This is a messenger RNA of Rhodotorula toruloides NP11, 1935 nucleotides long. RefSeq names its product glycosyltransferase family 90 protein. Lineage: Eukaryota; Fungi; Basidiomycota; Microbotryomycetes; Sporidiobolales; Sporidiobolaceae. Bases 1 to 1935 code for a protein of 644 amino acids. The transcript has 7 exons. The record is from RefSeq and is a predicted model, not a curated record.